CCAUGAUGCUGUGCGGCAAGGAGCAGCUCGGAGCAGGCUACGUUUGAUUAAGAUGGCGGCGGCUCCGGGGCACCAGUGAGUGGUUUCGGACGUCGAGGAACGUUACAGAUGGCUGGGGAAACUGUUGAAAAGAGAGAUCGAGAUUCUUCACCUGUCAAAGAAGAACGGAGACGCUCCCGUUCAGCAGACCGGGAACGCGACAGAGAGCGUGAGAGGAAGUCCUCUCCCAGUGCCAAAGACAGAAAACGACAUCGUUCCCGUGAGCGGAGACGAGGCAGCCGUUCAAGGUCUCGAUCUAGAUCCAAGUCACCUGAGAGAGAACGGCGGUAUAAAGACAGGGAGCGAGAAAAAGAGCGGGAUCGCAGCAAGAAGGACCGGGAUCGUGAGAAAGAUGGACACCGGAGGGACAAGGACCGUAAACGAUCCAGGAGCAGCUCUCCAAGUCGGAACAAAUCGAGGAAAGAAAGAGAUUCUCGUAAAGAUGAAGAGGAUGAGGCCUUGGCCAAGAAAGAAAAGGCUCAGCCGCUUUCGCUGGAGGAGCUCCUAGCCAAAAAGAAAGCCGAAGAAGAGGCUGAAGCUAAGCCCAAAUUUCUUUCCAAGGCAGAACGAGAGGCUGAGGCCUUGAAACGCCGGCAGCAGGAAGUGGAGGAGCGACAGCGGCUGCUGGAGGAUGAGAGGAAGAAAAGGAAGCAGUUCCAAGAGAUGGGGAGGAAGAUGCUGGAAGACCCCCAAGAGAGGGAGCGGCGUGAGAGGAGAGAGCGCAUGGAACGAGAGACCAACGGCAAUGAGGAUGAGGAGGGGCGUCAGAAAAUCCGUGAAGAGAAGGACAAGAGCAAGGAGCUGCAUGCUAUCAAGGAGCGGUACUUGGGCGGAGUCAAGAAGAGGAGGCGCACUCGACACCUGAAUGAUCGCAAAUUUGUCUUUGAAUGGGAUGCUUCGGAGGACACUUCUAUUGACUAUAACCCUCUCUACAAGGAGCGACAUCAGGUUCAGCUGCUGGGGCGUGGCUUCAUUGCCGGCAUUGACUUGAAACAGCAGAAGCGGGAGCAGUCCCGUUUUUAUGGGGACCUGAUGGAGAAGCGGCGCACACUAGAAGAAAAGGAGCAAGAAGAGGCACGUCUGCGCAAGCUGCGCAAAAAGGAAGCCAAGCAACGCUGGGAUGACAGGCAUUGGUCCCAAAAGAAAUUGGACGAGAUGACAGACAGAGACUGGCGUAUCUUCCGGGAGGAUUAUAGCAUCACCACCAAGGGUGGCAAGAUCCCCAACCCCAUCCGCUCCUGGAAGGACUCUUCCCUGCCCCCUCAUAUCUUGGAGGUUAUCGACAAGUGUGGCUACAAGGAACCGACUCCUAUCCAGCGUCAAGCUAUCCCUAUUGGUCUACAGAACCGUGACAUCAUUGGCGUGGCCGAGACUGGCAGUGGUAAAACAGCUGCCUUCCUUAUCCCACUGCUGGUGUGGAUCACCACCUUGCCCAAGAUUGACAGGAUUGAGGAGUCUGAUCAAGGACCAUAUGCCAUCAUUCUUGCCCCCACCCGUGAGCUGGCCCAGCAGAUUGAGGAAGAGACCAUUAAGUUUGGGAAACCACUGGGCAUUCGUACAGUGGCUGUUAUUGGUGGCAUCUCACGUGAAGACCAAGGCUUUCGCCUGCGCAUGGGCUGUGAGAUUGUGAUUGCAACCCCUGGCCGUUUAAUUGAUGUAUUGGAGAACCGUUACCUGGUGCUUAGCCGCUGCACCUAUGUGGUGCUGGAUGAGGCUGACCGCAUGAUUGACAUGGGCUUCGAGCCUGAUGUGCAGAAGAUUCUGGAGCACAUGCCUGUCACUAACCAGAAACCAGAUACUGAUGAGGCGGAGGAUCCUGAUAAGAUGAUGGCCAACUUUGAGUCGGGCAAGCACAAGUAUCGCCAGACGGUGAUGUUCACAGCCACCAUGCCACCUGCUGUGGAGCGCCUGGCCCGCAGUUACUUGCGCCGACCAGCUGUAGUUUACAUUGGCUCGGCUGGCAAGCCCCAUGAGCGAGUGGAACAGAAGGUCUUCCUCAUGUCUGAGUCAGAGAAGAGGAAGAAACUGUUGAAUAUUUUGGAGCAGGGCUUUGAUCCACCCAUCAUCAUCUUUGUCAACCAAAAGAAGGGCUGUGAUGUGCUGGCCAAAUCCCUGGAGAAGAUGGGGUAUAAUGCAUGCACCCUUCAUGGUGGCAAAGGUCAGGAGCAGCGAGAGUUUGCUCUCUCCAACUUGAAGGCUGGUGCCAAGGACAUUCUGGUUGCCACUGACGUGGCUGGGCGUGGUAUCGACAUCCAAGACGUGUCCAUGGUGGUCAACUAUGACAUGGCUAAGAAUAUAGAAGAUUAUAUCCACCGCAUUGGUCGAACGGGACGAGCUGGCAAGAGCGGUGUGGCCAUUUCCUUUGUCACCAAGGAGGACUCUGCCGUCUUCUAUGACCUUAAGCAAGCUAUCCUCGAGAGUCCGGUGUCUUCAUGCCCCCCAGAACUGGCAAACCAUCCAGAUGCCCAGCACAAGCCAGGAACCAUCCUUACGAAGAAGCGGCGAGAGGAGACUAUCUUUGCUUGAGCUCCACUAGAGGAGCAGUUCAUCAAAGAGCUGUGAGACAGCCUCCUUGCUGCCUGGAACCUGGGCAAGACUGAAAAAGCAAGGAUCCCAUGUUGUGAAACCGCUCUGCCAGUCCCUGGCACUUCGUCCUUAACAAGGCAUUGGCUUUUCUUUUUUUUUCAAACGUAGGUGACACCCCUACAUGUUACUGAUGUGACACUUCACAAAUUUAGGACCAAACAAGGUGAAUGUCAUUCCAAAGAGGCUAGAAUGUCACCUUGGGAAUCCUGAUCUAGACUGAUUAGCUUCAUUCUUGUUGGAGCCAGUGUUUAUCUGCCAUCUGGGAAAACUUUGUCUGCUUGGCUUAACUGAGCUAUGGCCAGGAGUCUAUCGCACUCGGAGGGGUGUGUGUGUUAAGUCCCAGGGCCUAAACGUCGUUUGUAACACGUUCCCUCAUUCACUGCUCCAUGAUCAGGCAAAACUCUAGGGCUUGGUCCUGUGAAAGAAGAAAUGCAAGUUGGGGGCACAGCAGCUGGAAUGCGGUAAUUCUUUUGUCCUCCUCCAAGAAGGACCUCGCAUCAUUUUGAAGCUCAGACUAUUGUUUCAGUGUGAUAAUUUCAUGAGAAAGGGUGGGGUGAUCACUAAAGAAUACUUGUUUUAUCCAGAGGAGGGCACUGCUCCUUACAGUCUGCAGAAAGGGGCAGGUGAUGUACAGAAAAACUGCUAUUUUUUCAGUGAUUUUUUGGUGUCCUAUUAUAAAUCUGUGUGAAAUAUU
This is a messenger RNA of Pogona vitticeps (central bearded dragon), 3319 nucleotides long. It is a transcript of the gene DDX23, whose product is annotated as DEAD-box helicase 23. NCBI's taxonomy places the organism in Eukaryota, Metazoa, Chordata, Lepidosauria, Squamata, Agamidae. The record is from RefSeq and is a predicted model, not a curated record. Gene Ontology annotation, molecular function: nucleic acid binding; ATP binding; RNA helicase activity.